Messenger RNA from Petromyzon marinus (sea lamprey), 5545 nucleotides. RefSeq names its product Fas binding factor 1 (gene FBF1). Lineage: Eukaryota; Metazoa; Chordata; Hyperoartia; Petromyzontiformes; Petromyzontidae. Gene Ontology annotation, cellular component: ciliary basal body; centriole; ciliary transition fiber. Gene Ontology annotation, biological process: cilium assembly; establishment of epithelial cell polarity. The record is from RefSeq and is a predicted model, not a curated record.
GAACGUGAUAACCACUACACUACGGAAACCAACCUGGAGUCAGCUGCCUCCAGGCCCUACUUGGUCUUAAACUCCUCCUUCCAAACGCCGUAGCUUAGAAACAACGACCCCUCGUUACCAUCGUGACAGAAACGCCGCUCUCUGCACCUCGUGCUCCCAAUUCAGUUGUUUUCAAAUAAGUACCGGCCCAUCAUCUGUAUUGUCGCUGACUGUUUUAAUGAAUACGCAGUUCGUUUUUAUCUUUCAACGUGGGUGAAGUUACUCUACUGAUAAGGGCCUCGUUGUUGCCUGAUUCUCUGCGGGAAUUUGGUCCGCCUCUGGGGGCGUUGCUUUCAUGCGAAACCCCGGUCUCUCUUCGGCCUGAUUAGACAUUUACACUGCAGUACGAAACAAGAGCGCGCAAUCAACUGGAUUUAACGUUAUUAUGGAUUUAAUAACGUUAUUAUAUAUUUAAUAACGUUAUUAUGGAUUUAAUAACGUUAUUAUGGAUUUAAUAACGUUUUUUAUGGAUUUAAUAACGUUAUAGAUUUAUUAACGUUAUAGAUUUAAUAAGGUUGUACAACGACCGAAGAGACAAAGACAACUGAGUAAAUGUGGCCUGUGGAAAGUUUAUGACUUACAGUACUGUAAUUAAAAGUUGAUCCAGGCUAGAGAGACACUCAAGAGACCUUGGCAGGGGAAGUAGAAAGUCAAAAGUCUCCACGUCCCAAUUCGAACUUCAGCUUCAAUAACGCGAGAAUCAUCAGCACGGGACAGCCAGCAGUAAGGAAAAGUGUUCUACUGUGAAAGCUGAGGUUGCCUGGUGGAGUCGUCCCGCUGCUUGGUGCAUCAGAGAUGGAUGGGAAGAGCAAGAAAGAUUAUAUGCGUGUCCUCGAUGCAGAUUUGACAGACCUUCUAGGAGAUGAAGAUGAAUCAAUUAAAAAGCCCCCAUCACGCAUUACCCAUGGGGGUGGCUCUGGAAGAAUUAACACGGGUAAAUCUAAAAGCUCUGUGCUGGAUGAAGAUUUUUUUAGCAAGUUGGCUGCAGAAGCUGAAAAUGAUGAGCCAGGAUCUGAUGUCUCUGACGCUGAUCCCCAGGCUGUACUUAACAAAAUGGAGGACAUUGAUGACAUGGACGCAGAUCUUUUUGGAAAAAUGAAGAAAACUGGGCCGCCUGCCAGCCAGCAUUUUAAAGCAGGACCAGGGCAACUUGCGCAGACUCGAGGCCCCAAGACACCUGUUCCGGCAGUGACAGAAUGCACUGCUCAAAAGAAAUCGCAAUCCUCGCCAGCACAUUUGGCUCCUGCGAAAGUGGUUGAGGACGGUCAGAAGGGAAUCUCUGGUUCACCUGCCAUUCCUGCACAUCCAUACAAAAAAUACAGUUUUAAUGAUGAUGACCCUCUGGAUGGCCUUUUAUCGGAUGAAGAGGAAACAAAAAAUAUGAAAGAAAAAAAGCCUCUUGAGACUGAAAAGGCCAAACCGCAGCCCAGUGAUAACAGCGCGGCAAAGAACGAGUUUAACACAGCUCCUUUACCAGCGAGUAGCAAAAGACCCGUCGGAACUUCCAAACGUUGCGAUGAGAUCACGUUUGACGACGAUGGUGAUGAUCUCGUGGAUGCAUUGGGCAUGUCCGACAGCCCCAAAUCAGUGAAGAAGGAAGCUAGCAGAGAAGAAGAUGACAGACGUCCGGCUCGCUCCAAGUUUGAUGAGCUCUUGGGCCGAGGCACUGCCAGCAAACUCCUGGAGAGACCUGCUACUGGAGAAAGGAAGGAUAGUGCUCAGCAGCAGAGAGCCCCAGCAGGGUCUUCCCAGGGACUAGGAGAGGAGGAGUUCACAUUCGGUUCCUACAUGCCCUCCGCUGCCUCGUCAGCCGAAGGCCGGCGGUCAGGCCCUUCCUCACGCAGAUCUGUUAGGUUUUAUGGCAACGACAACCAAAGAAAGGCUGAAGAAGCAGACAUCAUGGGCGGCCUGGAUCGCGGCAGAGACAAGCUGUCCACGUCGGCCACACCGGGCACCCCAACCAUCCUGGCCACACCACCACAAACCACGCAGUCAUCCCGCGGCGGGCCGUCCGACUGGCUGGGCCUCAAGGGUGACUCUUUCGAUGACCCCAAGGAGCCAGCGUCGAAACAGAACACUCAGCUGGGCACAUCGAAGAUGGGCGGUGUCGACAAUGCUGUGGCAUUGGAACCCAUAGCUGUUACUCCCAGUGCCAUUGGUUCUAGUUCCAGAAAACUCUCCUUGUCUGACAGUAAGCUGGGUGCCCCCAUUAUGGAGCAUGCUGGCGCAGGGGCAGUGAUUGGAGACGAUGAUGAGGAUUGGCUCCUAAAGAGUCUGUCCAGAAAGAAGAGCCAGGUUUCUGCAUUGGGUGAUGAUAAGAAGAUUGAAGGCUUCCGUGGGUCCGGGGUAGAUGCAAGUAUCAGCAAAUCGGGUAUCACUUCCAGCUCUCAGCAUGACGACUUGCUGAUGGAUUCCUCCGCAGAAGACAGACUCGCAGCAACCCACAAAAACAGAAACGAUUCAGCUACACCUACUCUGGUGUCCUCAUCAAGGAGGGAGCAUUUAAACGGUCAUGAUGCUCGCAUUGCAGCUCUUAUCGGGCAGCCCAUGGAGCAGAGCAGCUUCUACCAUGCGAUCCAACCACAGCUUGGGCCGGGCUAUCUCUCACAGUCUCUCUUUCCUGGCAACCCUCUCUCCUAUUACCAGCCGUGUCAACAAGCAGCACAUCUAAUGACACCACAAGCACAUGGACAAGCUAUACUGGGACAGGCUGUCGGUCAAAGCUUUAUUCAGACUGAUUCAUCACAGCAAACUCAAGCCUUCACCAUAGAGCUGGAUACAAAGCAGAUGCGAAGGCUGCAGAUGGAGCGAGACCAGCUCAAGUCUCUCCUGGACACCGUGCAGCAGAGACACAAGGAGGACAUGGACAUCUUGGAGGAAGGGCACAAGCAGCGCGUGCGGCUGCUCCAGGACUCGUGGGAGCGGCGCGAGGCGAGCCUGCGGCAGGAGCUUGAGGAGGCGGCGGGGCGCCACUCGGCUCUGCAGCGCGAAGCUGAGAGUGAGCGCGCGCGGCUCGCGUCCACAUGGCAGUGUCGAGUGGCGGACGCCGAGCAGGAGGCGAUGCGGCAAGCCGAGCGACUCGCCGAGCUGCAGAGGCAUUCCAUCAUGGAGAUGAGAAGAGAUCACGAGGAACAGAUACAAAGACUCAAGAGGCUCAAGGAUCAGGAGAUUGAUGCAGUGACCAGCGCGACUUCACAGACCAGGUCCCUGAAUGGAGUGAUCGAGCAGAUGGAGUCGCUGUCGGGCCGCAUGGGCGAGCUGACGAACCGCGUAGAAAGCACGCACCACAGCAGCACGCAUGAGCUGGAAAUGGAGACGCGGAGCAGGACGGCGCAGCUGCAUGAGCUGAAGGAUCGCUUGGACCGGCAGCACAGGGAUAUGGAGGAAGAGCGAGCUCGCUUGCAAUAUGUCAUCUCCAAGAUGGAGGCUAGACUUGGCGAGCAGACGCGCCAGCUGGAGCAGGAACGCUGGAAGGUGAAGUCGGAGCAGGGUAAGAUGGAGUCGCUGAAGCGUGGGCUGGAGGAGGAGCGGAGAGUGAUGAUGCAGCAGCUCAACCUGGAGAGGGAGGAGCUCGACCGUGCCAAGACGUUGCUGUUGAAGGAGCAGGAGGCAGUGAUGGCCCGGUGCGGGGAGGAGCGCAAGCGCCUAGCGGCGGAGAGCGCCGAGGCGCAGGAAUGGCGUGCGCGCCGGGCAGACGGUGCCGAGCGAGAGGCGGCACGCCAAGCGGAACGCGACGCCCAGCGGGAAGCCGCCGUCAUCAAACUAGCACAGAGCCAGGCUGACCUGACGGUGAGAGCUGGCGAUUUGAAAUCUAGGGAAGAUCAGCUCAACAAGGAGAGGGAAGUCCUGGAAAGAGAGAGGCAGGAGCUGCAGAGAGAGAGGGAAAAGCUCAAUGCUCUGGCACAGUCGUUGAAUCUUCAGGCACAAGAGCUGGACUCCAUGAUGAAGGCCUCUUCGGAGAAGUACGCGGAUGGGGAGCGGGUGCUGCGCCAGGCUCGGCGCAUCGAGGGGGAGCAUCAGUCCCGCCUCGACAACAUCCACCACCAGAUGGAAGCCCUGCGCGAGCAUGAGCAGCGCGUGGUGCAGGAGAAAGCCUCGAUGGCCCAGGAACGGCGAAACAUGGGCCAUCUGCCAGGAACCCCCACUCCAAAACUGCACAGCAAAUAUCGGCUCCGACACAUGGACACUCAUUGCAAUACGUCCCUCCCGCCCAGUACAUCUGGAGCAAACUUGCAGAGUGCUCUCGUGCAGUCCCUCACAUCCUCUGCUGCAGCUGAGCUGCAUGCAAAGCUCACACUUUUCAAGCACACAGCCAGUCAGGAUCGCGACUUCCUGGAAGACGAGGAACAUUUCCUGCGCAGCCUCAAGAAGUCUUCCAACCAGUCCUCACUCUCCUUCGCCUGAUCCUCACCAGGAGCUCACUGCAUGCUCCAUACAGUACAACCACCAACUACUUGUUAUGUUUAAUGUGCGGGAAUGUCUUCCGCUCACCUGUAUUAAGCUCCGUUUAUUAGACUCCCGCUUCCCCCGUAGAAAUGAACAACUUUUUUGCAUCAGUCUUUAGGAAGCCAGAAUGAGCAGGGCUAUUUCAGGAAACUCUAAAAUGUGCCCCCAUGGAUAGGAACGUGAGUGCAGCAUUCGCUCCGUGAAACAUAAUGGUUUGCUAUAGGCAAGAGCAAACCAUGUACAGAGGUCAGUAAUAGGAGACAAGUGUGUAGGGGUGAAUGCUAUCAUUUGUUUUUAUACAAAUUUACAAUGCAGGGAUAACAUGAGACCUAAGCAAUCACCCAAAUAGAUGUGUUACUUUUAUCAGUCUAAUGUAUUUUUUGUUAUAACUAAACCCUAAUUUCCUAAAAUUCCAGUCCUCGCAACCUUCUGCGUUAAAAUACAUUCCUGUUGCACAUUGCAUAUCACGGAUGAGAGAUAACAUAUUGCAAAUUUUGUAGAGGGCAUAUUCAAAUGAUGUGCUGCGUGAAAAGACUUCAUAUUUGAAUCGCGGCUAUUGGUGAACAUGGAAGACGUAGUGGUGGGUCGCGAGGACUAAAGUUUGGACAACUGCAGUAUAAGCUAGGAAAUCAUGCCAAUGUUAAAUGUUUUAAAUGCUAACUUGUAAAGGUUUGUAUUCAAAAUCAGCAAAUCCACACAAUUGUUUUUUUCUUCUAUUUUUCGAAUGUUGUUUUGUGUUUAUAGGCUACAUGGGUUUGUUUACCUCAGAGAACACAUUUGCACUCUAAUGCUAUGCAGGACAGUCAUGUCACUUGUAUGAAUUUAUCUUGGCAUAAAAUAAUAAAAUACACCAAUGCUUUGUUUUGGAAUACAUUUUAUAUAAACCAAUACAAUCAAACGCAGCAUUGUUUAAAAAAAUUGAUGUCGUGAAGUGUGCCACAUCGUUUUGUGUAGGAAGCUCGACAGAGGCUUUAAAAUCUAUACAGUUGUAAUGCAGCUCUCAGAGACGCCGUCUUGUCUUCUGUAUAUUUAUUAAGAAUAAAGUCCAAUGACAACUCAA